AUAAACAAUAACACGGGUACAGGGGUUGGGGAAGGUGCCUCAGUCACUGCUGGGCACUACAACCAUCUGACUCUGUCUCCAUGACCCACCUUCUAAACUCAGUCAAAAUGGCAUCAAGACGUGUAUUUGUGGUUGGCGUUGGCAUGACAAAGUUUGAGAAGCCUGGUCGACGAGAAGACUUUGGUUACCCGGCCAUGGCAAAAGAAGCCGUUGAGAAGGCCCUCAAAGAUGCCAAAGUCACUUACAACCAGAUAGAACAUGCAUGUGUUGGAUAUGUCUACGGAGAUUCCACCUGUGGCCAGCGAGCCUUAUAUGAAGUGGGCAUGACAGGUAUACCGGUGUACAACGUGAACAACAACUGUUCCACGGGGUCAACGGCACUCUUCAUGGCUCGUAAUAUUAUCAUGGGAGGACAGGCUGAGUGUGUGCUGGCUCUUGGCUUUGAGAAAAUGGAGCAUGGUUCUCUCACAAAUAAAUAUCAUGAUCGGGAAAAUCCAAUAGAGAAGCACGUAUAUGCCCUGGCGAAUGUGGCCGAAUUAGAUUCAGCUCCCAUGUCUGCACAGCUGUUUGGGAAUGCUGGCCUUGAGCACAUGAAGAAAUAUGGCACUUCACAGUUACACCUGGCCAAGAUAGCUCACAAGAACCAUCUACAUUCCACCAAUAACCCAUACUCACAGUUCCAAGAUGAAUACACCAUCGAGCAGAUUUUGAAUUCACCUAAAGUGUCGGGGCCGCUGACCAAGCUACAGUGUUGUCCCACAUCUGACGGUUCUGGAGCAGCUGUGUUGGCUUCUGAGGAGUUUGUAAUUGCUCAUAACCUACAAGAUCAGGCAGUAGAAAUCCUUGCAAUGGAGAUGACAACAGAUUUACCUUCCACUUUUGAGGAGGAGAGUCCUAUGAAGAUUGUAGGAUAUGAUAUGACAAAGUUGGCAACCCAGAGAGUGUUCAAGAAGACUGGCUACGCUCCUGCUGAUGUUGAUGUGGUGGAGCUUCAUGAUUGCUUCUCAGCCAAUGAACUUAUUACUUAUGAAGCUCUUGGUCUGUGUGGGGAGGGAGAAGCUGGUGAGUUCAUUGAUUCGGGUAACAAUACUUAUGGUGGGAAACACGUCGUCAACCCCUCUGGUGGACUCAUCUCCAAGGGUCAUCCUCUUGGUGCUACAG
Homarus americanus (American lobster) is the source of this 1161-nucleotide messenger RNA. Its product is annotated as sterol carrier protein 2-like. The record is from RefSeq and is a predicted model, not a curated record. Gene Ontology annotation, molecular function: acyltransferase activity, transferring groups other than amino-acyl groups. NCBI's taxonomy places the organism in Eukaryota, Metazoa, Arthropoda, Malacostraca, Decapoda, Nephropidae.